AUGACAGUGCUGGCCACCGAAGCAUCCAGAGCCCAGGCUCUGAACACGCCAAGAUCACAUGUAGGAAGACUCAACGAGUCAAAGGCUUCAGCGUUGAACCAGGAUGAAAAACGAAAGAUCUCCCCCGCACUGUCGUUGUUCUCUGGCGGUGUCGCUGGAGGUGUCGAAGCCACCAUUACUGUAUGA
Messenger RNA from Verticillium alfalfae VaMs.102, 186 nucleotides. Its product is annotated as tricarboxylate transport protein. The coding region runs from base 1 to 186 and encodes 61 amino acids. Lineage: Eukaryota; Fungi; Ascomycota; Sordariomycetes; Glomerellales; Plectosphaerellaceae. The transcript has a single exon. The record is from RefSeq and is a predicted model, not a curated record.